AUGUCUGACGUCUCCGUUUACUCUGAAAAGCCUUCUGAAUGCUCCGUCGAAAUGGGUAAGUUGGGGUUUGGUGGAAAGUCUUUGGAAUGGGUAUGUUGGGAGUGGAAAAAAGUUUUUGCGUAUAGUGGCUUACUCUAAGAAAAUUUAGGCUUAUUUUGAAAAUUUUUUGGUUUUUAAAUUAGAUUUUUUUUUCUAAAUUUUUAGGCUUUUUAUCAUUUUUAGGCUUAUUUUAAGAGUUUUAAGACCUUUUUUGCUAUUUUUAUGCUUUUUUUGUUUUAAAAUGCAUUUUUUCAAUUUUAAAACUAAUUUUUCAACUUCAAAACCCCACUUUUCAGAAGAACAGCUAAGUACAGGAAGCAUCUCCCAGUACUCGUACCCACCGUCCGAGUGCUCGGUGGAGAUCGGCGGUGUCCUUAAGAAUCUGACCGGACCUCUGCCCGACUUUGAGAAUCUGGAGCUGAGUUGCGAAGAGAUGACCUGCCUCUCGGACAGCUUUGAGGAGCCGCUCCAGCUCACCGACUACCUGAACACGGCCUUCUCCGAAGUGGCGACGGGCCGCGACCACCACGAUGACUACUUGAACACCGCCGCCAGCGACGUAUCGACCGGUCGCGACGAGCUUGACGACUACUUGAACACGGCUACAGCCGACGUGCUGACUGGGCGUGAACGGCCUCAGCUGACUGAAUAUUUGAACACGGCUACGGCUGAUGUGUUGACUGGACGGGACGAGAUGGACGACUUUUUGAAUACAGCCGCUUCUGAAGUUGCUACGGCUCGUGGAGAAGGCGAUGUGCUGACGGACAAGGAGAGCGAAAUUGGGCUGGAAGAGCACGAUCUGAUGACUGGCAUCAGCCUUGGUGGAAGCAAGGGUAAGUUAUUGAUGAAUUGAAGGGUUUGGUGACAAUUUAUGCGAUAAAAGAUAGUUUUGGUCGUGUUUUGUUUUGAAAAGAAAGUUCUUGCUAUUUUUUGUUCUGUAAAGAAAGUUUUUGCUAUUUCAUGUUUUGUAAAGAAAGUUUUUGCUAUUUCAUGUUUUUUAAAGAAAGCUCUUGCCAUUUUAUGUUUUGUAAAGAAAGUUCUUGCCAUUUUAUGUUUUGUAAAGAAAGUUCUUGCCAUUUUUUAUUUUGAAAAGAAAGUUCUUGCCCUUUGUGACUUGUAAAGAAAGCUCUUGCUAUUUUUCGCUUUUUAAAGAAAGUUCUUGCCGUUUUAACUGUAAAUUUUAACAAGUUUUUAUUUUUUUACCUUUAGGCGUCGACACUGCUCUUCAGCGCACCGACUCAGUGAUCACUGGCCUGAGCUUGGACAGCCUUUCUGAGUAUUCGGACUACGAAGACAACUACUACACCGAGACAAAUGUGGAAGUUGAUGGACAGCUUGGCCUGUAUCCUCAAUGUGAGUUAUUGUAUGUAUAUCAGGUGCCGACAUAAAGAACCCACUAUCAGUGUUUUGCCGGUCCGGUCCGGAUUUUCAAAAAUUGCAAAAUUGAAAAUAACUUUUUAGCUUAUAUUUUAGAGUUUUAAAAAAUAAAUAACUUUUGUGAAGGUCUGUCUUUGGUUAUCAAGUUGUUACCGAAAUGGACCGCCCGGACCGGCAAGACCGAUUCGGCCCGGCCGGUCCAAAUGUUUAGCGAGGAACUGGUAUGAGACGGACCUUCACAAAAGUUAUUUAUUUUUUAAAGCUUCAAAUUAUAAGCUCAAAAGUUUUUUUCAAUUUUGCAAUUUUUGAAAAUCCGGACCGGACCCGGUCCGGCAAAACACUGCCCACCAUACUUGGAUGAAAGCCCUUUGAAAAGUCAUUUUUGGGCAUUUUUUAAGAUUUUUUUCAAUUUUUAUAACUUUAUGACGCCUUAAGGUCAUUUUAGAUAUUUGCGACAUUUUUAAGAUGACGUUUUAAUUUUAUAGUAUUUUUUUGAAAUUUGACACUAUCAGACCUUAUGACAUUUUUAAAUAAAUUUUUGAUUUUUCAGCCUACAUUUCCAAACUCGAAGUAGAGAACAUUUACACUCCAGCUCCAACCGCCUUGAGUCAACCCAAUGCCGCUUCAGAAUAUUAUUAA
Bursaphelenchus okinawaensis is the source of this 2055-nucleotide messenger RNA. NCBI's taxonomy places the organism in Eukaryota, Metazoa, Nematoda, Chromadorea, Rhabditida, Aphelenchoididae. The record is from the annotation of a GenBank genome assembly.